This is a messenger RNA of Scheffersomyces coipomensis, 2166 nucleotides long. RefSeq lists its product as uncharacterized. Bases 1 to 2166 code for a protein of 721 amino acids. Gene Ontology annotation, molecular function: protein binding. The transcript has a single exon. The record is from RefSeq and is a predicted model, not a curated record. Lineage: Eukaryota; Fungi; Ascomycota; Pichiomycetes; Serinales; Debaryomycetaceae. Gene Ontology annotation, cellular component: cytoplasm.
AUGACAGAUAUUCCAUUGAAUCUAGAAGUGGAACCUUCUGCAUUCCAACCUUUCCCAUCCACUAACUCAGGGGAUGAUAAUGGUGAUGAUACUUCAUAUAGAUCAGUUAAAAUCAAUGAUAAGAAUGUGAUUAUAGGGAAUAGGAAACGAUCCAAUUCACAAUCACAAGCUAAUACUACUCCCACUCCCAUAUCAGCUACAUCCAAUACUACUACCAAUAACAAUAACAAUAAUAACAAUAAUGGUAGUAGUAAUACCACCAAUCAAUCUAAAUCAUCAUCAGUAGCAACAUCUACUUCUAUAGUCAAUGGUACAUCAUCAUCCGCCACUUCUAUAUUAUCAACCACAAAUCGUCAACAUACCUUACAACCAAAACGAAGAACUCAAUUACAACACUAUGUAACACUUGUCCCAUUAAAUGAUACUUUCAUAAAGAAACAUUUACCAGUAAGUAUAUUUCCUGAAACUACUAAAUUAGGUAGACCAACAGGUACAAAACAUAAACCAGAUGUAACGAAUGGUUACUUUGAAUCAAGAGUAUUAAGUAGAAAUCAUGCACAAAUAUAUAUCGAUCCAAGCAAUGGGAAACUAAUGUUACAAGAUUUACAUUCAUCUAAUGGUACAUAUGUUAAUGAAAUGAAAUUAGCUGAUGAUCCAGUUGAAAUUAAUAUUGGUGAUGUGGUUUGUUUAGGAUUUAAUGUUCAAACUGAAUCAACUCAUAAACAAAUCAGCUUAAGAGUGGAUAAUAUUAAUAUAAUCCCCAAUACAAGCUCAAAUACUACAUCUAAGACUGAUUCAACUUUUCAAAUUCUUCAAGAUGAUUCUAGUAUAGAAUUCAAACAUUUAAGUUUUAUUGAAGAUAUAUAUCGACAAAUCAAAGCUAAGGAGGAACAAGAAGAACAACAGCAACAAAAGUAUUCCCAAAAAAAUAUUCAAAAACCAAAAGAUCUUGAUGAUCUUUCAUUUGAUAGUGCAUUAUUCGGUGAUAUAAAUCCUGAUUUAGAAGAUAAUUUAUUAGGAUUAUAUUCUGGAGCUAAUUCUGGUAUAUUUAAUAAUUCCCAAAUCACCAAUUCCAAUACAUUUGAAGGUAUUAUCAAUCAAUUAGUGAUUAAUCUAUCCAAAGUUAAACAACAAAAUAAUAAUUUAGUAUCUAUAAGUCAAUUUUUAACUAAUUAUCAAGAGAAUUUAUCCACGAUAAAUUCAAAAUAUUUAGAUAAACAAUUUGAGAUUAGAACAUCCGAUAUAACCCAAGAACUAAGUCAACAAAAGUUAAACACGAUCAAAUUAAAUGAUCAAUUAAAAUCAGUCGAGAAAGAAUUAAAUGUUAAUAAAGAUAUUUAUAGUCUGAAAUUAAAGACUUCCAAACGAGAAUAUGAAGAUUUGAAUAAGAAAUAUGAUAAAUUACGAGAAAAAUUCGAUGAUUUACAAACUCAAUUAGAGUUAGAAAAGAAGAAGAGUGCUAUAUUAAUGACUCAAUCCCCUAGUAAAGAUCUGCAUGAAUAUGCUGAUGCUUCAAAUGAAUUAUUGAUUGAUGAAUUUGAUGAUCUUGAUGAUGAUAGUAUCAUAAGCAAUUCAUACCAUAAGAAGGAGACCAAUACUCGUAAGAGACAAAAAUCUAAUGCUGAUAGUGCCAGUCUUAAUCAUAAUCAUAACAUUACCAAUGGAAGUGAUAAUAAAGAAGUAUAUAUUAAUGGCAAUGAAACAGUUAGUUCAAGUUCAUCAAGUGAAAGUAGAAAGAAUGCAUUACUAUCCCCCAAUACUCCAAACAAUCAUAAUAAUAAUCACAAUCAUAACAAUAACGCCCGUCAAGCCAUUGCAAGAAAUGAUAUGGUUGAUUUAACUCCUCCAAUCUCAGAUAAUGAAGACAAUGAUCCUGAUAUAGAAGAAAUACGACAAUCAACUUCGAGUGAGAGUGAUGAUUUAAAAGAUGAAGAAAUUCAAUCAUCAAUAUCAACCUUAAAUGGUGUAUUCCAUGAUACAUUAGAGCCAAUAUUGGAUGAUGAAGAUACUUUCAAUAAUACUGAUUCGAAACAACAACAAGGCUUAGAUGGUAAGGUUUGGAUACCGAUGGUGGUUAUACUCUUCACCGCUUGUUUGACUGCAUUUUACACCCAACAAGAACCCAAUGUUGUUAGUAAUUAUAUAUAUAAUUCUUUAAAUAGUUAA